Messenger RNA from Elaeis guineensis (African oil palm), 1682 nucleotides. Its product is annotated as aspartyl protease family protein At5g10770. The record is from RefSeq and is a predicted model, not a curated record. Lineage: Eukaryota; Viridiplantae; Streptophyta; Magnoliopsida; Arecales; Arecaceae. Gene Ontology annotation, biological process: proteolysis. Gene Ontology annotation, molecular function: aspartic-type endopeptidase activity.
CAUUUCUCUUGAAGAGAUGACAGCUACUUCUGAGGUACCCAAUCAAAAGGGUACCCUGCACUCUUGUAAUCUCUCUAUAAAGAGCACACCAUACCUUGGCAGUAGAGCACCUCCUAAGUCCUUGUGGAGAUGGGACUGCUCUUCUGUCUUGUUCUCUCUCUUCUCCUCUUAAGAACAUCUCCUCUUAGAGAUGUUCCCCACAGCUCAUGCUCUACAAAACUUGAAGAGGACCACCACCACUUCAACAGCUCCGGCCUCCACCUCACCCUCCACCACCCCCGGAGCCCCUGCUCGCCGGCCUCCCUCCACCACCUCCCCUUCUCCACCGUCCUCUCCCAUGACGACUCCCGCGCCCAAUUCCUCGCCGCCCGGCUGACCAAAACCGGCGCCCCCCGCCCGAAAUCCGCCCUCAUCGACCCCGAUUCCGCCACCAUCCCCCUCAGCUCCGGCAUGUCCGUCGGCGUCGGCAACUACAUCACCCGCAUCGGCCUCGGCACCCCCUCCACCUCCUAUGUCAUGGUGGUCGACACCGGCUCCUCCCUCACCUGGCUCCAGUGCUCGCCUUGCCGGGUCUCCUGCCACGAACAAGUCGGCUCCGUCUUCAAGCCCUCCUCCUCCGCCACCUACCGCUCCGUCUCCUGCUCCGAACCCGAAUGCGACGGCCUCCAGUCCGCCACCCUCAACCCCUCCGCCUGCACCACCUCCAAUGUAUGCAUCUACCAGGCCAGCUAUGGCGACAGCUCCUUCUCCGUCGGUUACCUCGCCAAGGACACCCUCGCCCUCGGCGACGCCGGUAGAAUCCUCCCCAACCUUGUCUUCGGCUGCGGCCAGGAUAACGAGGGCCUCUUCGGCAAGUCCGCCGGCCUCAUCGGACUCGCACGUAACAGACUAUCCCUCCUAUCCCAGCUCGCCCCCAAACUCGGCAAUGCGUUCUCCUACUGCCUGCCGACUACGGCGUCCACCGGAUACGUGACCAUCGGGUCGUACCCCUCGGCUCAGUACGUGUACACUCCACUGGUCUCGAGCUCGCUGGACGGCUCGCUCUACUUCGUUAGGCUCACCGGCAUUACGGUCCGAGGGAAGGGGCUUGCGGUUGCACAGUCGGCUUACACCAGCAUGCCGACGAUCGUGGACUCCGGCACGGUGAUUACUAGGCUGCCGUCGGAUGUGUACUCGGCGUUGAGCAAGGCGGUGGUGGCGGCGCUCAGCGGGCAUGCCCGGGCGCCGGCGUACUCGAUAUUGGACACGUGCUACAGGGGGAGCGCGAAGGGACUGGGGGUGCCGGAGGUGGAUAUGGUGUUCCAAGGAGGGGCGGCGUUGAGGCUACCGGCGAGGAAUGUGAUGAUCGACGUGGACAGCAGCACGACGUGCCUGGCGUUUGCACCGACCGACAGAGUGGUGAUCAUCGGGAACAGGCAGCAGCAGACGUUCCGGGUGGCGUACGAUGUGGCGAGGUCCAGGAUUGGGUUCGCCGCCGGUGGGUGUGGGUGAGGUCGUGGCUCACUAUGGUGGUGGUAAUUGUAAUAAUAAGAAAUAAUGGAUGUAUGUGCUACUUUUACUGAAUAGAAUAGGGGAAUUUGAUAAAGGGCCAAAGAAGGGGAUACAGUAUCACCGGGAUAUGGUAUCCCAGUGGAAGGUGAUCAUGACAGGACUAUGGCAAGCCAACGGGCUGACCUUUAUAU